Molecule: messenger RNA, 1020 nt
Organism: Candidula unifasciata
Lineage: Eukaryota; Metazoa; Mollusca; Gastropoda; Stylommatophora; Geomitridae
Source: the annotation of a GenBank genome assembly
AUGGAUAUUCUGCUAUGUUUUGGUGGUUUCCUUCUUCUAGCUGCCUUUGUUGUGGACGUUGUAUCCGUGGCCAGCGCAGAGUGGGUGGUUGUACCUGUUGGUUCCACAUAUGGACUGUGGGCAAAGUGUUUUAGCACUGGGUCAUGUGUUCCGGUGACCAGAACAGACGAACUAGAUGGCGUCCGAGCGGUGAUGGUAAUCAGCGUCAUCAUCUCUGGCCUGGCCUUGCUGGUUGUCCUGGUAAACAUAGCCUCCAUCUGGAUCAGUCAACGGACCAAUCGUUGGAUUGUACGACUUGUCACCGUGGUGACCUUCUUAUCAGCUAUCAUGACUCUGGUUGGCAUACUGCUGUCGCGUGAAGUCACGUGGGACGUCGGCAAUACAGAUGACGGAUACUCGUUCUGGCUGGGCGUGGCAGCGAUCGUCUUGUUCUUCAUAUCUGGCAUCUUUUUCUUUGUAUCAGCUGUUCGAUACCACCAAGCGAGGAAGCAAAGAAAGAGACUGCAGGAAAAAAGUACAAAGCAGAAAAAAUACCCUUUUGUCAUACCGUACUAUGAUUAUGAAACCAACCAGAACGAAAAUAACGGACAGCAAACAACAGAUCUUGAAAACGAGAAGAGAAGCCUCGGUCGGAUAUCUAACAUGUAUCCUUUUAAUUUUGAGCACAGGUAUUUUCCAACAUCGAUUCUGGGAAAUGCAGUCUCUAGGCUUGGCGACCCUAUCGUUGUUAAUGAGUUGAACGUCAGCCGCUACAGUUCAGGUUUACCAACGAUGCAGCUUCCAGGUCAACAAUUUCUGACUCUUGAAGGUAACAAGGUAGAUGAGACCCAGAGUUCAGUGUACAGCAAGUCUCAGCCAAGAAUGGACACAAACACCACAAUCACAUCGGGAAAUAUGAGAACCGCUGAGGUGCCACCUUCGCUGUUUGCCACUCCAAGUCUGCUGGGAAUCAGCAGUGCCUCCCCCAAGAUCCCGCGAGACAAUUAUGGUUAUCCUCUCAAUUAUAAUAGAGACAUUUAG